Protopolystoma xenopodis is the source of this 408-nucleotide messenger RNA. The record is from the annotation of a GenBank genome assembly. NCBI's taxonomy places the organism in Eukaryota, Metazoa, Platyhelminthes, Monogenea, Polystomatidea, Polystomatidae.
AUGUCCAGUCAGGGCGGUACAGGCGUCGGACAGUCGAAUCGAAUGCCUGCUUUACCGUCGACCCCCGCGACGGCCAGCUCUCCCGCGGGGCAGUUGGCGGCCGACAGCUUCUCCACGUCGACCGGGUUCGGCGUCAGCAGUGCCGGAGGUGCGUUGGCGUCUUCAGGCGCCAACGCGAGUGCUGAGGCCCGGCAACGUGUGGCACUGAUCACGGCCCAGGCCGGGCUGGCCAGACGCAGUGCGGAGGCUGCAUGGGCCAGACGCUUCCGCCUGCUACAGCUACGCCUGGUCGUGGUCGGCCUAGAGCAGGAGUUGGACGACAUCGUCAGCUGGUUUCUUAACGUGUGUCUCCGUCAGCACAACCUAGUCACCAUUUUUUACUUUUACUUCAUUAACUCGCACUACUGA